AUUAACAAUCAUCAGUGCCUCUACGAGAACAAGCCCAUCGGACUUGUCUCGUUUUUUCUCUCUGAUCAUAGAUCAUCGAUCGGAGCAACCCAGAGGUACUGCUGUCAGUACUUUGCUUUUCAUCACAAUGGCUUUCAUGGGUCACAAUACUCUCGCUUUUGUCUUUGGCAUUCUCGGGAACAUCGUUUCGUUCAUGGUGUUCUUGGCUCCUCUGCCGACAUUUUACACGAUAUAUAAGAAGAAAUCGACGGAGGGAUUCCAGUCACUACCGUACCUGGUGGCACUGUUCAGCUCGAUGCUGUGGCUGUACUAUGCCUUCAUCAAGACCGGUGAGAUGCUGCUCAUUACCAUCAACUCAUUCGGAUGCGUCAUGGAGAUCAUAUACAUCACCAUGUACCUCAUUUAUGCCCCAAGAAAUGCCAGGAACUUAACCAUCAAACUAUUCGGAGCCAUGAACGUGGGGGCGUUCGGGUUGAUCGCAGUGGUGACUCACUUUGCGGUGCAUGAUGAUUCCCUUCGCGUUCAGGUGUUGGGUUGGAUUUGUGUUUCCAUCGCAGUCAGCGUUUUUGCAAGCCCUCUGAGCAUCAUGGCACAGGUGAUCAGAACAAAGAGCGUGGAAUAUAUGCCAUUCAAUCUGUCUUUUUUUCUCACUUUGAGCGCCGUUCUGUGGUUCGCUUACGGUCUCUUCCUCAAGGACAUAUGCAUUGCUCUGCCAAAUGUGUUGGGAUUCGGACUAGGGGUGAUUCAGAUGGUGCUGUACGCAAUGUACAGGAACGGAGGGAAGAACAAGGCCGGGCUGGCAGAUGAGAAGGAGGAGAAGAAGGCGGUGGAGGUGACGGCGAUGAAGAGCGUCAUGGUGGCGGUGGGGGGUAAUGAUCAGGUGUUCCCACACCCACAGGAAGUGAGUGAGAAGAUUAAUGGAGGAGCAGAGCAGAAUAAGAAGAAGAGUGGUGAUCAGGAGGAAGAAGACGACUGCCCAGUGUGAGGCUGAUGAGCUACAUUCAUGGGUAUCAUCAUCAUCAACCUUCAACACGAAGAAGAAGAAGAACACUAGCUAACUAGCUCCUUUAAUUUAAACUUAAAUUAUUGUCCUUUUUUUCCCCUCUCAAUUUCUUUCUUCUCGUGCCAACUACUACUACUACGCGCCUAAUGUGCCUUUGUGACUGUGUACCUCGCCUGUCAUUAGGAUGUGCCUUUUUCAUUAUUCAUUUGUAGCCAUUCUCGUCCCAAUAAUAAAUCUAGUUAUUAGUCUUGA
Prosopis cineraria is the source of this 1255-nucleotide messenger RNA. RefSeq names its product bidirectional sugar transporter N3-like. Gene Ontology annotation, molecular function: sugar transmembrane transporter activity. The transcript is spliced from 6 exons. The record is from RefSeq and is a predicted model, not a curated record. Bases 128 to 985 code for a protein of 285 amino acids. Gene Ontology annotation, cellular component: membrane. NCBI's taxonomy places the organism in Eukaryota, Viridiplantae, Streptophyta, Magnoliopsida, Fabales, Fabaceae. Gene Ontology annotation, biological process: carbohydrate transport.